Molecule: messenger RNA, 618 nt
Organism: Ficedula albicollis (Collared flycatcher)
Lineage: Eukaryota; Metazoa; Chordata; Aves; Passeriformes; Muscicapidae
Gene: RBP5
Product: retinol binding protein 5
Exons: 4
Coding region: 123-530 (135 amino acids)
Biological process (GO): fatty acid transport
Cellular component (GO): nucleus; cytosol
Molecular function (GO): fatty acid binding
Source: RefSeq, a predicted model, not a curated record
CCGCCCCGCACCGCGGGAGAGCCACCGGCCCGCCCGGCGAGCCAGCUCGGUCCCGGCUCCGCGCCUGCCCGCCUGCCUGCGCUCUUCCCUCCGCGCCGUCCGCCGCGUGCCUCUGCCCCGGGAUGCCUCCCAACCUCACCGGCUAUUACCGCUUCGUCUCCCAAGAGAACAUGGACAAUUACCUGCGGGCUUUAGACAUCAACGUGGUCCUGCGAAAGCUGGUUUGCCUACUGAAGCCGGACAAAGAGAUUAUCCACACGGGGGAUCACAUGAUCAUCCGCACUAUCACCUCCCUGCGGGACUACGUUAUGGAUUUUGACCUGGGAGUCCAGUUUGAGGAAGACCUGGGACCCGUGGAUGGACGCAAGUGCCAGACCACCGUCUCCUGGGAGGGGGAUCAGCUGGUGUGUGAGCAGCUGGGAGAGAAGAGGAACCGAGGCUGGAGGCACUGGCUGGAGGGGGACCAGCUGCAUCUGCGCAUGACUGCUGAAGACGAGGUCUGCGUCCAAGUUUUCCAGAAGGUGAAGUGAGCGCAACCCGCAGAGAUGCCCGGACGGGACCCGCGCUCCCUAGGGCGAGAAAGAAAAAGAAACAAGACCCGAGCGAGCCUCUCCCCCA